AUUUUUGUAGUAAGACUGAGGACUUUGACAAAGAGUUUCAUGACCAUCCGUCUCACCCACUUAGUUCCGCCAGAAUGGCCCAACUGAGCCGCCUCGCGAUUGUGCUGCUCACGCUGUGCGCUGUGUGCCGGCUCUCCUUCGCCUUCGCUAUGGAUAAGCUGGCUGACGCCAAGCUCUGCGUGGAUGAGGAAUGCUCGCGUACUAUAUCCGUGGCGAGGGUCAUCGAGGACUUCAUUGCUCCGGAUUGCAGGUUCAUCAACCUCAGGCAGGGUCAAACAGUGUAUGUCUAUUCCAAGCUGGUGGCAGAAGAGGGUGCAGGUGUCUUCUGGUCUGGAAGUGUCUACAGUGACAGGUAUGUGGAGCAGAUGGGAAUUGUCGGCUACUUCCCCAGCAACCUGGUGAAAGAGAUGCAUGUGUUUGAGAAGGCAGAGGUCGAGCUUCCCACUCAGGGUGUUGACUUCUACUGUAUUUGAAUCUCAAAGGAGGAAGUAACGAGAAACUGCCUUACAUUCAUAUUGUAUUCCUUCUCCUCUUGUAUUUCCUUUAAUCUGCCUUGGGAAAGGGGAAGUGCUCAAAAGAAGGAGAAACCUGAAACCAGGCGUCUGUCUCCGACAUGCAUCUCGUCUUGCUUUGAUAUAUAUCCCGCAUUCAUAUAAAUAUAUAGCGUGACUGUUUUUUUCUCCAAUAAAAUGUGUUGCCCAUUUGGAAAUGUUGUACGGUAGAUUUGAAUUAAAUAAAGAAAAGUGGGUAGACAAAAAAAAGCAAAC
Messenger RNA from Paramormyrops kingsleyae, 767 nucleotides. Its product is annotated as otoraplin. Gene Ontology annotation, molecular function: protein binding. Gene Ontology annotation, biological process: cartilage condensation. Lineage: Eukaryota; Metazoa; Chordata; Actinopteri; Osteoglossiformes; Mormyridae. The record is from RefSeq and is a predicted model, not a curated record.